Messenger RNA from Bombus pyrosoma, 5423 nucleotides. RefSeq names its product FK506-binding protein 5-like. The transcript is spliced from 9 exons. Bases 440 to 5029 code for a protein of 1529 amino acids. The record is from RefSeq and is a predicted model, not a curated record. Lineage: Eukaryota; Metazoa; Arthropoda; Insecta; Hymenoptera; Apidae.
AAGCCGCACGAGCCCGAACGUCGCGAGUCGAACGCCACGAGUCGAACGCUUUCAAUUUAUCGGGCGCGCUUCAUCUUAACCCCUUUGAAUAUUUCUUCUCCUUUUUGCAGUGAUGUUUGAAAAGUUUGUUAAUUGUUUCUCCUUGUGCGUAUUGCGUGUAAGUGAUGAAAGAAUGAAGUGGGGAAAAUGCGGUUAAUUAAUUGUUUUUGUGGGCAUACAAGUGAUGGAAGAGUGCAGUAAAAAAAGUGACAAGUGUUUGGUUGAUUUCGUUAACCGUUUCUGCGCACUGUGUGGUGCGCAAGUGAUGAAAAAAUGCAGUAGAGAGAGAGAGAGAGAGAAAAAGAGAGUGAGAAGAGUCGAGUAGAGAAAGUGGGAAGUGUAACAAGGUAACAACAUCACGUGACUCAUCCACAAUCCGAACAACCACAAAGCAGCCGUUAUGGCAGACAACGAGGGCGCCGUGGAAGACGAAGAAGAUGCAAAAUCCGGCGUACCGAUCUCCGAACACACGCUUAAAAGUCCAUCCGAAGCUGUUGAGAACAUGGCAGCCUCAGAAUAUUGGAAAACACCAUCAGCUGCGUCAUCGAUAGCUUCAGAAGUGGUAUCCGUAGCACGAAAUAACGCUCGAGGCUCUUCAAAUGCCCAAUCCAGCAGGAGUAUCCAAGAGCCUCAAGAGGAGAAGCUUUCGAAGAGCCAGGAAGAAUUUAGAAGGUCUCAAGAGAUCGGCCUAAAUGACAAGAAGCCAUCUUUGGACGAAUUAAGCAAAGACAAGGUCCCUAAAACCACCAAGAUGUAUCGACAGUGUCAUCGUCGAUUCAGAGAGAUCAUCGGCAAACGCGAGCUGAGGAACGUGGAACUAGAGAAGCAUCAAGGUGAUCUGAAGAAGAGAUUGAAUAUUCUGGAGUGUUCCAUGCCAGCUGUGAUGGUCUGGAACAUGUGGAGAAUGAGCCAGGGUACCUGUGUUCCUGGACUUCAACGAAUCAUGGAGAAACAGUUUGAAGGUCCAGCUUCUGGAGAAGUGUACUGCCCCAGCACACCUAGUAGGCACUUUGACUGUAGAGUGAGGGAAGUUGAGGCUGAGAGGAAACAGGCUCAAAAAAGAAUGCAGGAUGCCAAGGCUCUUUGUGCCGAGAAGGAAGCUGCAUUAGAAGAUAGGAAUAAAAGACUGGAAGAAGCUAAGCAGUUGCAACAGGAGAUUAAGUUAAGGAUUGAACAACUGACUGCCGAGGUUCAAAAGCUUAGAGAGACUGCUGCUAAAGUGGAGGAUGAUGGGCAAUGUGAAACUGGUGAAUGUGGAAUAGUAGAGUGCAAGAAAAAAUGGUUAGAGAAAGUGCCCAGCUGCGCGUCCAUCAAGUCAAACGACAUCGAAUGUCUAGAAAAGCUGCAACAGCUAGCAGAGAACGAAGUGUACAUGAAAAGAAAGAUCGCGGAACUGGAAAGUCGUGAAGAAGCUUACAUGAGGACCCUCCAACAAGCAGACGAAUUAUGGUGCAAGGUGGACGCUGACGCAGCCAGUACCGCGAGUGCCUUACAGGAACAAUUACACAUGAAGACAACGGCGAAUCAACAAAUGGCUGAUCGAAUUUGUCAACUAGAAGACGUAAUAGAACAGUUGAGGAAAAGGCUGGCAACAUGCAGAGGCGAAUUAGAAAAAUACAUGAGCAUAAGCAAGAUAGAGGCUUUGAUAGGCAAAGAUGAUGACUUUGCCGACGUGCUUGAGAAGGGAAUACUAGUUGAAGUCCCUCUAAAAGACAAAGAGGUUGGUAGAGUUGAAGACCUAGCAGACGUUGACGAUGUGGGUAUCCUGGUUAAGGAUGACGUGGUCGACAAAGAUAUUCUAGCUGUGGUAGAGCUAGUUGACAUUGAUCUAGAAGCCAAACCAGAUAUAGUUGAUAUCGACAUAGAAAUGAAACCUGAUAUGGUAGACGCUGCCAUGCGCGUGGUCCGUGCAGACCUUAUAGGCGUGGAUGACGCUCAAAUGGCGAUCCAUCCAGACGAUUUUGCCUAUGAGGAUGAAAGACUGAGGCAAGCUGAAGAUUAUUUGGCAAGAAUAGGAUCUCUUUCGGAGCUGGACAAAUACGGAGAUGACUAUAUCUGUGCUUCGGACUUUAUUUGCAACGACGUCGUGCUCUCUGAAACUGGACUAACAGAGGAAGAGAUGAUUGCUUUGAACGAGAAUCGUGUUACACCACAGGAGUUACUAGAAAAAUAUGGUUGGAAGUUUGAUUUGGCAGAACUGAUGGCUCAACAAGCUACUGUGGAGGAUGUGAAAAUUCGGGCACCGGUGACUGUUCCACCUGUUGAAAAGGAGCAAAAAAUUGAGGUUCAGGAUAAAGAAGUAGAAGACCCUUCAACAAAAGUAAGGGUGACUAUCGAGGAAACUAUGGCUAUUGAGGAAAGUAGAAUUGAAGAAACUCAAGCUGUAGAAGAUAUUGACUCUGCCGAGGAAUAUGAAUCACUAGAAGACACCGAUGCUAUUGAGGAAAUUACGGAUGUGGAAGAAGCUAUCCAAAAACCUAGACCUGCAGAAGACUUAGAAGCUGUUGAGAAGUAUGAAUCUGUAAAAGACGUUGAGUAUACGGAGAGAACUGAACUUGUGGAAGACAUUACACCUACAGAAGACAUUAGACUUGUCGAGGACAUUAGACCCACUGAGGAGAUUAAACCUAUUCCUACAGAAGAAGUUGAACCUAGACCUGUCGAAGAGAUUACACCCGCUGAGAAAGUUGAGCCUAUACCUAUAGAAGACACUACAACUGUAGGAGAAACUGAAUCCAGGCCUGUGGAGAGACCUAUUGAAGAAAUUAGACCUGUCGAAGACGUGAGACCCUUCGAGAGAGCUACUCCUCUUGAACCUACCAUAGUUGAAAAGGAAAAACCACUUGUAGAUGAAAGGACAGAUGUUCCACCAAGCGAUGUUCCAGAAGAAAGAAUUGACAAAGAUAAUGUCCUGGUCCCACGACAAGAGAUGUUAUUAUGGCAGGAUGACGUGGAUACUAUUCGAACGACAAUCGCGAAAUGUCCUGACUGUGUGGAUGUAAAGAAGGAAGCUGAUCAGUUAGCUACCAUGAUGUCAGCGUACACUGGAAUCGACGUGAAAGAAAUAGUCGCGGAGCCGAGACCUCGCGAAGAAGCAGUCGUGAAGAUACACGAAGAGAAACUUCGUGAGAGAGAAAUUGAAGUACAAACGAAACCAAAAGUUGCUGAAGUAGAAGUGACUGCUGUGGCAGAAGUAGAAGAAAAGGAAGUUAUAGUUAAAGUUCCAGAAAAACCUGAAGAGCUGAUCGAACUUGAAUCAGAGUAUCCUCUCGAGCCACCAGCAACGCCAUCGAUCUCUGGUGUGACACCUCAGGUAGAAAAAGUCGCUAUGCCAGAAGUGGUGCAAAAACUGGAAGAAAGUACUACGGUUGCUGCUGAAGAAACUCCGAAAGAAGUAGUAGAAGAACUUGAGAAAAUGCCAGUGAUUCCUGAAGUAGACGAAGAUAAAUAUCCAAUAGAAAAGAUUGAGGAAGAAGAAAUAAUGAAAGAAACUGAAGAAAUAGUGGUAGAAGAAUUACCAAAAGAAGAAAUCGAAGAGAAGGAGGAAAAGAAGCUUCCAGAGAUAGUCGAAAUCGAGGUGAAGAAAGAUGAAAUUGAUAUAGAAGUCGAAAAAACAGAGGAAAGGGAAGAAGAAUUGGUUCCUGAAGAGGAAGAGGAGAUUAAAGAAGUGCCAGUGGAAGAGAUAGAAGAAAUUGAAGUUCCAGUGGAAGAGAUAAAAGAAAUUGAAGUUCCAGUGGAUGUCAAGGAAGAAGAAAUAUAUGUGGAGAUAUUACCAGAGGAGCGAGACGAAGAGUUAGUUGAAGAAGAGCUAGUAAAAAAAGAAAUACCUGUAUGGGAGGAGCCAAAGGUGCUUACAGAAGAAGAAGGAGAAGAACUCAUCUGUACCUGUCCUCCUCCGCCCCGCAAGAAAAUAGAGAUCACUCAAACAGAAAUUACAAGAAUCGAAACUGUUCAAGUGAUCACACAAACAGUCGUAGACGUCGAAACACAAACGACGCCAAGAAUAACCAGACAAGCUCAACCGCAACUAGUGACUAUUACGAAAGCUAUAGAUCCUGAUUCAGCCACUAUGGAGCAACUGUUGAAUUACAAGCAGCCUUUGAAGGAGCGAAUAGCGGCUAUGGCAAUCACUGAAAGCUCACAUAUACACAAGAGCACAUCCUUCCACGCGAGCGGAACAGAAAUUGGUGAUCGUCCUCCUUUUGUUCAGGAUCCUGAUAUUCUUCGUAGCGCUUCUCCUGGUCCUCGUGGCCCUCGUUUUGUUCCUCCUGGACCUGUUGGCUUUCUAGGUUCUCCUGCUGGUCCACGUGGCCCACCUCCUGCCCAUAGUCCAACUCGUAGCGUUCCUCCAGGUACUCAAGGUCCAGUUCCACCUCACCAUUCUCUCUCAGCUGUCCUCCAAACUCUUAGAGCUGAAGGAGCUCGAAUGAAAUCGGAUCCAGAAAGGGAACUAAGGUCCGUUUAUUACGGUAAAAUGCCUGGCGAGCUAGAUCAAGGCAAAUGCAACUGUUGUCAAUGUGGCAAAACUAUGUCCACUCCGUUACAAGGUCCUAGAACUCAAGUAAGGCAACAGCCAACAUUGCCAAUAUUGAAAGUAAUACCAACCGUGCCAGCGGCUAAGAAGACUAUCAGCCUGAGUACUGAUAAGACAGUGCAACACCAGAGUUUUUGUCCAGAAUGUAAACUGAGGAAGCUCCAGCAGGCUCUGAGAGCCCAGGAUCCUCUGAAAAGAACUACCAAGAAGCCCACAAAGGAUCAAGAGGUUUGUACCUGUGCAAUUCAACUUGGAAAGGGCUUGCCUUGUUACCAGAAGAUGAAAAAGAAGUCAGAUCGAAGCUGUAUGGUGAAGAUCCCUAAAGCCAAGACUGAUCGAUCAAGGAUAAUAAAAGAUGACGAGCAAGAUUCAGUACGCUGUGCUUGCAGCGGAUUAAUAGAGACCAAGCCUGGGGUUAUGAAGAAGGUGCACUGUUCUUGUGGUGACCCUGAUUGAUCUUCAUAACUCAUUUUUUGAAAAAGUGGUAGUGGAAAAGGAUCAGAAUAUUUUGUUAAAGAACUUGUUUAGAAUUGGCUAUCGAUGCCGCUACUUGGAAUAAUACUUGUCGAUUUCUGGAACAUCUUGGAUGGAUAGAAGGAGGACAUGAUUCAUUCUGGACGCAUUCAUCGGACGAAGAAACGUCCACCAGAGGCUUCUAACUGGCUGAACAGAAAUAUAGACUCAAAGAUGGAUGCGACAAAGGAAAUGGUAUGUAAUUUCCAAUAAUGUGGCCAGUUGAAUGGUGCUCUUUUCAAAUCAAUAGUGCUGGGCUAUUGUACCAGGAGACGAUAGUCCUUUCAUCGAACCAACGCGUAAUAGGAUCAAUCGUCAGCACGAAAUUAAAUUUGAG